This is a messenger RNA of Cyanistes caeruleus (blue tit), 4740 nucleotides long. NCBI's taxonomy places the organism in Eukaryota, Metazoa, Chordata, Aves, Passeriformes, Paridae. The record is from RefSeq and is a predicted model, not a curated record.
GGAAAAUCGAACAGAACCUAUUACUAAAGACCUUGAUUUCCAGCUCCAGGACCCUUUUCUGCUCUACAGAAAUGCCAGAUGCUAAGAACUUAGUCCAGAUCUGCAAAUGUAUUUCCAUUACUUAGGAUCUGAAGUUCUCCAAAUAAGUGGAUCAGGAGCUUUAUCAACCUUUAAAGGAAAGAACAAGUGUCUGAUAAUUUAACAGGCUUGGAUCAGGAGGAUUGGUGUUUCUGCAGGCCACGCACUCCAAGCUUGCAGCCAGGUCUAGCAUCUCCACUCAGCCACUGGGAAAUGGAGCACACCCAGGCAGUGCAGCCUCUUCAGAUGACAUUUCACAGCUUGUGUAUCAUUGCAUAACAUCUCUGGGAUGAAAUUCAGCUUUCCAGGAUAGUGUGCAGCUGUCUGUGCUGCAGUGUCCAUAUAUGGGAUUUGGUUUUAUGAUAAAGAAGAAUGCCAAAGAAUUGCAGAGCUCAUGAAAAACCUAACUCAGCAGGAACAAUUCAAAGCACAGCAGGGCACAGGAACAGGGGUUUCUCCCAUGAUUGUGAAUUCUGCUAAUAACAAAGAAGUGGAUAUCUUACGGAUGCUUACCAAGGCCAAAGAUGAGUAUACCAAGUGUAAGACCUGCUCAGAGCCAAAACAAAUAACCAGUUCCUCUGCAAUCUAUAACAACCCCAACCUCAUCAAACCCAUUCCAGUGAAGCCGAGUGAGAGCCAGCAUCAGCGAGUCUCCCAGCAGAGCAAGAGCACGGAUCCUGAACCCCAGCACCUGUCUCUGACAGCGCUGUUUGGCAAGCAGGACAAGGCAGAUGUGGCAGAAGCUGUCAGCAAGCAGGAGAAGCUGGCGGGCAGGCAGUGCGUGGUGCGCUCGCUGUCCUACGAGGAGCCCAGCCGGCUGUCCCCCUGCGCAGAGAGGCAGCUGUGCCCCGCCAUCCAGAAGCUGAUGGUGCGUGGCACGGAGCUCCAUCCCCUGGCAGAGUUCCCUGAGAGCCGCCUGUGUGAGAAUGGCAGCAUCCCCUGCGUGGGGGAGACUUUGCCAGGGCUGUUCCAGCCCGUGGCACAGCACGGCGUGGCUCCUCACGGAGCGCAGGAUGCCGCUGGCACCCAGAGCUUGCUGCAGAAGCUGCAAAGUCAGCCGGGCUCCGCCACUAAAAUGGACCCCAGUGCCACGGGAGCUGGCAACUCCACAGCUUCUGUGUUCAGCAGGACUCCUGCUCCUGUGGGAGCACCAGCAGCACCAGGAAAUAACAUGAGCCAGCCCCCUCUGGUGUAUUUCAAUGGGUCCCUGCCAGGCCAGACUUUAGAGGCUCAGAGCCUUGGUAAAGAACAAUCCAAACUUCCCAGACAGCCGCUUCCUCUCUCCGGCAAUCAAGCAGCCAAUUCUGGGGUGAUUUCACCUCAAGAACUGUUGAAAAAACUCCAGAUAGUGCAACAAGAACAGCAGCUCCAUGUAUCCAGCAGACCAACGUUGGCAGCUAAGUUCCCAGUUGUUACCCAGAACACCAACACGCUGAAACCACUGGAUUCCUGGAUAGAAAAGGCUCCAGGCACAGAAAAACAGAGUGCUCUCCUCCAGGUGAUCUCCCCUCAGCGCAUCCCUGCCACAGUGCCCCCCACGCUGCUGAUGUCCCCCAUGGUGUUCAGCCAGCCCGCGCCUGCCGCUCCCAAAGCCGCCGAGAGCGCCGAGCCCGCUGCCAGCCCUGCCAGCCUCCUCCUGCCCCUGCCAGCCCCAGAGCCAGCCAGCAGCACCUCCAUCAGCAAGCUGCAGCUGCAGGAAACGCUGCUGCACCUCAUCCAGAAUGAUGACAACUUCUUAAACAUUAUUUAUGAAGCAUAUCUCUUCAGUGUGAGGAAGGCAGCGAUGAAAAAGCCUAUGUGACAGAUCAUCUUUUAAAUCAAUUUCCAUGGCUUCCUGAACCCCAGGAAGAAGAUUUUGAAAUUUUCAAAUAUGAUUGUGUUUGAAGAAAUGAAUGAUUUUAGGCAUUUUGCAUACACUUAGAUUUUCCUUGUUGGCAAACAACAUGCUGUACUGAGAAAAAAGAAAAUGAGCAGGAAUGGAUUGUGCCUUUAGCGAGGGGAGCGUCACGACGCCCAAGAAUUAAUCACAAAAUAUCUUAAAUUAUUUUCCUUACCCUGCUCCGUACUCGGAGCUGGUUUCCCGGCAUAAGGACUCAGUUCUCAGGAUCCAGUUUCCUUUUUUUAACCCUCAGCCUGGUUACUCAUUGCCGAGGUAUUUGUCCCUGCUUUUCCCUGCGCAGCUGUCCCGGGGAUCCUGACCACAUGGUGGCAAUGUUGGAUUAUUUUUAGGAACACCAAAAUCCUCCUGAAAUCCUGGAACGGGAGAUUUCGGCAAGACUGAUCGUCCUACUUAGUUGUCUGCAAAGCAAUUUAGAAGAAGUGUCAUGACUUUCCCCAAAAUUUUUUGUAGGGAGAUCUUUUUCUAUUUUGACAAGAAUAUUUUUAGCUAGGUGUAGAAAUGGGAUUCUGCAGGUGUUCAAGGAAUUGGAGGGUGGGGGGGUGUUGUGAAUGUACUUUGCUGUCACAGAGCUCUGGGGUGACACUGGAUUCAUGUUUUUAUUAUUCCAGGUCCAAUCUGCAUAAUUAUAAGCAAUGUGAAGAUUUGUUAAGGGGAAUGCUACCCGGUGUAAUUUUAUUUUAUUUUUUUUUUAAGUGUGUUCCUGGAGCACAGUGAUUUCAUUGAUCCAUUUCUAAAGAAAAUAAAAAUGGAUAAAUCCCUACUAUGUGCUGAUUUCAUUUUAUUGCACCAUGGGCUAUAUAUUUAGUAUGUAUGACUCUAAAAUGUUUUUACACUUGGCAGAAGACACGUGAGGAUUUAAAUCAACUAGAAUAAGUGAUUGAAAGAAUUUUUAUGUAUAUUUUUUAUUAGCAUCUGCUGCUGAAGUGCCAGUUUACUACAGUUUAGGAACACAGAGUUGUUGCUGAGGAGGAAUUUCCUCUGUGGGCGCAGAGAACCCAAACUGUAAUCCAUAAAUGAUUUUUCAAUCUUCUCUAUUGGUGUAGGCACAGCUCAGUAGCCUCAUCUGUGAAAGUUCUUCAGUGUCAAUUUGGCUGCAGCUUUCAAUUAGUAGAGCUGUAAUGACUCAAACAAUUGUUCCACCCCCAUGCUAGGGUAGGGGCAAUUUGCUCCCAUUUCAUGGGAAAGGCUCUAAAUACAUAGAAAAAAAAUAAAAAAUAAAAUAAUAAAAAGCCAAGAGCUGUGUUCUUUAUUCACACAAGCAAAUAACCCCAAGAAACUGCUGGAGUUUCCCCACAUCAAGUACCUGGCAGACAGCAAGUCCCACUCUGUUACUUUAGGAUCCUUGCAGAUUCAGUGAAAUGAAUUUGUUGAGCAGAAACCAGGAAAAGCAGACUUUAAAGACAGCAAAAUCCAAGCCUGUAGCCUUCAUAAUUUAUGUAGCCUUUAUAAUUUAUGGGAUUCUACCGAGUUAAUUGGUAUUAUUUAGGAAUGAGCUGGUGUGGAAGAAAUUGCAAUCUGCACAAAAGAGUUUGAAACUAAAUUCGUGCAUAAUUGGUGUCUGUGAUGUUGGAUUAUCUGAGAGGGCAAUUUAAAGAUGAUGGGGACACAUAGUUAAGACCUCGUUUGACAUGUAGAACUUCUGUAAUUGGUGGGUCAAAAUAAUCCUUAAGCAUCUAAAGCUGUCUUGGUAAUAGAUUUUCUAGUUAUGGGGCAAAUAUUUACGGAAAAGCAAGUAGAAGUUUUCAAAAGAAUUCUUAUUUAUUACUUGUCAGAGCAAUUUACAGAAAUUAAAGGCAUAUAUUUUACAACAUCUGUUAACUCUUGGUGCUUAUGAAAACUGUGGCAUUAUGCUUGACAAGCUGAGGCUUAUCUUAAAGCAGACAAGGAUUGAGGUAGCUCAGGGUUUCUUUUCACUGCCCUCUCUUCUGGUCACAUCUCCACCGAGUAAUGCUGGCAGAAUUGGAUUUCUCUCACUGCACUGCACUGUAAGGGAUUUCUGGGAUUAUUCAGAAGGCAUAAAAUUGCCUUUUGUGGAGUGAAGAAAAGUUGCUGCUGAAGAACAGAGGUGCUGUUAAAGUCCUGCUAACCAAGAACAGCAGUGGUAAGAAGAUAGAACAAGCUCAGGAAGAAACUUUUGUGACAAUGAGCAGAAGAGGAAGAGCAGUGAGAGAAAUCUGUUAGGAGAUGAAGCCAAAUUUCCUGCCUAGGUUUCCAUCUCAGGACAGGAUCUGCUUCAUCAGGUGCAUUUGAGAAUUGGAGACUGAGCUUGGAGCGUAGAACUGAGCCUUUCUUCUGCAAACUGAAGUCCUGUCUCAGUAAAACAGAAAACCAGCUUUUUUUAUCCAGAAAAAUGGCUGGAGCCUUCCAGUGUCACGGAAACCCAGAGGAUUCUCAUGGAAUACCAAAAACUUCACCUCUGCCUUUUGGCAUUGUGGGUUUUUAGCAGCUUUGUGUCAGCUGGGGGUGUCCCUGUGCAGCCAAGGUCUGUGCAUGCCACCAAAAAGGGUGUUUGGUACAUCACCUCUGAGUAUGGUGCUUGUAAACAUUCAGCUUUUCUCUGGUUUUAUUUCUUUUUCAGGACUGCUUGAACUGUGAGCUCUUAGGCUAACGAGGCCUUUGGAGAAGAAAAGACUGCAGCACUCAGAAUUGCUAUUUUGGGCAUGUUUUGUUUUUUCUUUAUCUUGAGUAUGGAAAAAAAGAGCAAGUAGAAAAUCAGAAAGUUUAUAAGGAUGACAUUAACUCUGCUUUAGAUAAUUUCACAG